Molecule: messenger RNA, 3511 nt
Organism: Diachasmimorpha longicaudata
Lineage: Eukaryota; Metazoa; Arthropoda; Insecta; Hymenoptera; Braconidae
Gene: Invadolysin
Product: invadolysin
Exons: 15
Coding region: 14-2083 (689 amino acids)
Biological process (GO): proteolysis; cell adhesion
Cellular component (GO): membrane; cytoplasm
Molecular function (GO): metalloendopeptidase activity
Source: RefSeq, a predicted model, not a curated record
CUCAGUCUCCAGUAUGUGUCAUGCUUUGGGGGUGUGCGGGUCAGUGAUGGCGGCGUCAGUGCGGUUGAAGAUGCAAUGCGGCACCAUCAUACCCCUAUUUUUCCUUAUUUAUAUCGUGUGGUGUAUAAACAUUGUUAGUGCUAUGUUGUUCGAGCAUCACCAGUGCAGCCAUCAGCAUCCGAAAGUUCACGAGGUGAUCCAUGGAGUGCAUGUGGACCCUCCCCACGAGGUGAAGAAACGGAGCAUCAGUCAACCCCUGAGGAUUCGUCUGUGGUACGACAAUAGCGUCUUCAAGUUGGACGCAGAAAAGCUCGAGCUCAUCAACAAUACAAUUCUCCCCGAGGCGGUGCAUUUCUGGGAGCGAGCCCUCAUGGUCCGGGAGACUAAAAAUACAAUAAGGUUGAAUAGGAAAUGCGAGAGCAGUCAAGUAUUUGUCAAGGAGCAUCAUACAUUCUGCAUUGACACGUGUCGAUCCACCACGAUGUGCGGUGAAGUUGCAGUGCCUGACGAACAUCUCGACGUCUGCCGCACGUGCAACGCAGCUGGUCACAAGUGCGGUGUACAGAAGGGCAGUGUUGCUGGUGCGGGUAUUGAUGGGGCAGAUUUUGUGUUUUACGUAUCGGCUUUGCAGUCAGAAAGAUGUCACAACGGGCUAACGGUGGCUUAUGCCGCCCACUGCCAACAGGAAGCUGCACUCGAUAGACCAAUCGCAGGUCACGCAAACCUCUGUCCUGGUAGUAUCAGUACGAAGCCCCAGGAGUUGGAUACACUGCUGAGUACAGUGAAACACGAAAUUCUCCAUGCACUUGGAUUUUCCGUAAGCCUCUAUGCAUUUUAUCGGGAUGAGAAUGGAGAGCCACGGACACCCAGACGCAGUGAAACUGGAAAACCACCGUUGAAUGAAAAACUUCAAACGCAUCAAUGGAGCGAGAGUACAAUCAAAACUGUUGUAAGGCCACAGUGGCAGGUGCGCGGAGGUACUGUUGAAAGAUCGAUGCAAAUGAUGGUUACACCGCGAGUUAAGGAGGAAGCUCGUGCACACUUUGAGUGUCCUCAUUUAGAAGGAGCUGAACUCGAGGAUCAGGGUGAAGAUGGUACUGCACUAACACACUGGGAGAAGAGGGUUUUCGAAAAUGAAGCUAUGACGGGCACUCACACGCAAAAUCCAGUUUACUCACGAAUAACUCUGGCACUAAUGGAGGACACUGGAUGGUACAGUGCUAAUUAUUCAAUGGCACAGGAGCUCAGCUGGGGACGAAAAUUGGGCUGUGAAUUCGCUAUGAAAUCCUGCAAAGAGUGGAUGUCGUUGAAAACUGCCAGGCAUCCAACGGAAAAAACAAUGAAGAGCAAAUCGAUCUAUCCGUUCUGCAACAAAGUGAAACACGAUCCCCUGCACACUGUAUGUACGGACGAUAGAAGCUCGGUAGCACUGUGCAAUUUAGUCAAUCAUCCUCAGCCUCUGCCAAAAAAAUAUCAAAAUUUCGACCAAAUACCUCACGUGACACCGGGCAUGGAAGACUCGUACGGUGGAUCUGUUAAUUUGGCAGAUUACUGUCCCUUCAUUCAAGAAUUUGCAUGGAAGGCAGAUGAAAUUGUUGUCCGGGGUUCGCACUGUCUCUACGAUGAAAAUAAUCCACAUCCCGAGAAGAAUUUUGCCCUGGAGCAUUACGGACGACACUCAAAGUGUUUUGAACACACAAACGACAUGUGGGAGGAGAGGACAUGUAAGCAGGCGAGACAGUGGCAGCACUGGGGCUCCGGGUGUUAUCGAUAUAAGUGCGAAGGGGGACGACUGCAUAUACUCGUGGCGAAUCACACAUACACGUGUUAUCACGCCGGUCAGGAACUUGUGAUAAGGAUUAUUCAGAGUGGCUGGCUUCACAAAGGAGCUAUAAUAUGUCCCCCCUGCAGAGAUAUCUGUCAGGCGGAAUUCCAGGCCAAGGGGGAGUGGUGCAAGGGCGGUGAUGAACAUCCGCCGGCGACAUUUUAUCACAGAGAUGUUCUGGUCUGCGGAUCAAAUUAUCUAUCAAUUUCCUGUACAUUUAUAUUUAUCAUCAUCACUGCUACACUCAUCACCAGAUGAUCUGGUUAUGACAUUUAGUCGUCGUAAUUUUUUCAAGCCCAUUGUGUGACGUAACGGGUGUCAAUGGAUGAUUGACAGAGUGGAUUUUGUUUCUGCACUGGUGGCACCGCAACGCAAGGUAUUAUUUCAGUUGUAUUUUAGUUCGUCGGGAAUUUCAGGUGAUGGGAGAUCGAUGAAAACCAUUUUGUUGGAGAAUUGAGGUGGGUAUUUGAGGUCCAGAGGUCCUUAUCUUGGAAAUUAUAUGUAUAUUUAUUCGUGAGGAUGAAUUUGGGAGGAUUUUUAUUUAGGUGAUCUAUUAAUAUCUCGGUAGCAUUAUUGUUCAGUCGCAGUAGUCCUCGAGGUAAAUCAGUGGCUGACAAGUUAAUUGUACAUAAAUGAUAAUUAAUUUUUAUUGCUAUCAUUCGCAUUCCCCGUGAUUUUAUUAUUGAAAUCGUAGUAAUGCGAUUUAGGAUUAAUAUAAUGAUAUAAUUAUAUAUUAUUAUAUUAAUUGAUAUUUUAUUUCUUACAAUAAGACCGGAAAGAACUGCAAUCGGAGAGUUAUGCUUGUUUAAUUGAUUAAGAUGUAUGAACUUAAAGAGAAUAUACACAUAUAUUAGGAUUAACUAUAAUGUAAAUUAUUAUAAUGGAUGAUAGUGACGGAACGUCAUCUGAUGUCGAUCUUUAAAACAUCAGAGUACAAGUGAUUUUUAUUCUCAAAUCAAUAAUGUUGAAACACCCUAGUGAUAAUAACGAACAAAAAUUAUGUAAAUAGUCUAUUAAGAAGGAAUUUAAAAAAAUGAGAUGAUUCGUAUCCAGUAUUUAUCAUCAGACAUGAAAUAUUGAGCAAUGAAAUUUUAUUUCUCAUUUCAAUUGUCAAAUUAUCAUUAAACAUGUGAUUACUCAAUAUUCACCAUCAACUUUUGUAAAUAAUUAUCGAGAAAGACUGGAAAAUACUCUACAUUUGUUACUCAAUCAAACUGAACUUGUUUAAAAAUUUUAUUUAUCACUGUUUAAUGGACGAAUUUGAUUUUGCAAUAUUCAGUUUUUAAAUUUUAAUCACCAAUCGACAAUGAAAAAAAUGAUUAAAGAAUGCAUGAGCAUGAAAUGUAAAGUGAAAAAUAUUCACGCAAGAAGCGAAUACUUGUAAUUCGUGAAUAAGAAUAUCAUGACAAGUAAUAGAUUGUAAAGUGUGAAUUAUCUGUAAAAACGUCAAGAGUGAGUAUGAGCGACAGCCUGCACCAUUCGAAAAUAAUUUUUGACAUGCGCAAAAUCUACAUUCCAUUAAAGGAAGGCGUGUUGUGCCAUCUUCGUAGAAUUUUUUAAACUUUAAUAAACAUCAUUGAAAUAUGUAUCAUGUAUAAAUUUUGCGCAUUCACGUCAAAUGUUGAGACGUUUUUUACCAAACAAAGAAAUGUAAACAAUUUAAAUAAAUGAGGUAUAAGAGAAAAA